ACCCCUGUGCACUCAGAAGGGUACCUUUGUUUGUUUGCAGUCCGGCAGCUGAUUAAGUCUCAGCGGGUCCACAACAAACUGGGCAUCGUGUUUGAUAAGGAAAAGGACAAGUCUCAAAGGAAAGAUUUCAUCUUCGAGAGCACAAGAAAGCGGGAAGCCUUUUGCCAGCUUCUCCAGCUGAUGAAGAAUAAACAUUCCAAGCAGGACGAGCCAGACAUGAUCUCGGUCUUCAUUGGCACCUGGAACAUGGGGAGUGCUCCGCCUCAUAAAACCAUGGCCUCCUGGUUGGUGUCCAAGGGACUGGGGAAGACCCUGGACGAGACCACCGUCACUAUCCCACACGAUAUAUAUGUUGUGGGCACACAGGAGAACUCGCUGGGAGACAAGGACUGGGUUGAUUUCAUACGGGGCAGCCUGAAGGAAUGUACGGAGCUGGACUUCAAACCGGUGGCGAUGCAGUCACUGUGGAAUAUUAAGAUUGCGGUGUUGGUCAAACCGGAGCACGAGAACCGCAUUAGUCACAUCAGCACAUCGAGCGUGAAGACCGGAAUAGCCAACACCCUGGGCAACAAAGGUGCUGUGGGCGUCUCCUUCAUGUUCAAUGGAACCUCUUUUGGCUUUGUCAACUGCCAUUUAACGUCAGGCAAUGAGAAGACAGCCAGACGCAAUCAGAACUAUUUGGACAUCCUGCGCCUGCUUUCUCUCGGUGACAAACAGCUGAGCUCCUUUGACAUCUCCCUGCGAUUCACUCAUCUCUUCUGGUUUGGGGACCUGAACUACCGGCUGGAUAUGGAGUUACAGGAUAUCCUGAACUACAUCAACAGGAAGGAGUUUGAGCCGCUGCUGAAGGUUGACCAGCUGAGCCUGGAGAAGGAGAAGAAUAAGAUUUUCCUGCGAUUCUAUGAAGAGGAGAUAACUUUCCCGCCAACGUAUCGCUACGAGCGAGGCUCCCGGGAUGUGUAUGUUUGUCACAAACAGAAGCCGACAGGGGUCCGCACCAAUGUCCCCUCGUGGUGUGAUAGGAUCUUGUGGAAGUCGUAUCCCGAAACCCACGUCAUAUGUAACUCCUACGGGUGUACAGACGACAUUGUGAGCAGUGACCACUCGCCUGUCUUUGGCACCUUCGAGGUGGGCGUCACAUCACAAUUUGUGUCCAAAAAAGGUCUCUCGAAGACGUCUGACCAGGCCUACAUCGACUUCGAAAAUAUUGAGGCCAUUGUGAAGACAGCCAGCAGGACCAAGUUCUUCAUUGAGUUCUACUCCACCUGCCUGGAGGAAUUUAAGAAAAGUUCUGAGAACGAUACACAGAGCAGCGAUAACAUCAACUUCCUGAAGGUGGGCUGGUCAUCCAGGCAGCUGCCCACG
Callorhinchus milii (elephant shark) is the source of this 1365-nucleotide messenger RNA. RefSeq names its product phosphatidylinositol 3,4,5-trisphosphate 5-phosphatase 2-like. Gene Ontology annotation, molecular function: phosphatase activity. The record is from RefSeq and is a predicted model, not a curated record. The annotation marks the transcript as partial. Gene Ontology annotation, biological process: phosphatidylinositol dephosphorylation. Lineage: Eukaryota; Metazoa; Chordata; Chondrichthyes; Chimaeriformes; Callorhinchidae. The transcript has 12 exons.